CACCACAAACGCCGCAUGCCUCCCAUUACCUUUACGGACGAUGAUUUCCUUGGUGUCGACCACCAGCAGGACGACCCCAUGGUCAUCACAGUGAAACUCGAGAACUACGCGGUCAAAAAGGAUCCUAAGUCCUCAUGCGUCUUCUCAGCUCCCCUGAAGGAUCCUAGAUCUUACUAUGAUGCCCAGACUGACCAAGUAAAAUGUUGGGUAACCCCAGCCUUUGGCCGUUUCUCUUGGAAGCUUCCAAUGCAUUCAUUGCCCAUUAGCAAUGAUGAAGAUCGGGUGCAAGUGUUUGCCUAUGCUUUGCUUGAAGGCCAGGUGUGUCCCUGUUUAAAAUCUGUUCGAAAAUAUAUGUCGGCUCCCCCUGAAAGUAUCAUGAAGAAAGAAGCAUUUGGUCAGAAAAGGGUGGGAAAUCUUUUAAGCAAGUUAAAAAGCAGGCUGAUUGAUAGCUCUGCUGUGCUAAGAAUGGUGUGGAAGGAGAAUCCUAGGGAACUAUUUGCAGAAAUUUUGGAUUGGUUUCAGCAUAGUUUUCACAAGCACUUUGAAGAGUUAUGGCUACAAAUGCAUAACGAAUUGCUCAUGGGGACACAAAAAGGCCCUCAGCAUAAAAGUUCUAGGAAAAAGAAAGUAAAAUCUAAAGGGCUAUCAUAAUUGCUCAACAUUGAAGGAAAAGAAUGCAUCUCAGUUUUAGCCACAACAUUGGUGAACAAGAAAAUGGUGGGCAGCUCCAUCAACUACCUCAGCACACUAAUUGCAGUAGCAUGGUCAAGCACAUGGCUGGACUAAUUUGCACAAGUGAUGCUUCAGAAAUACUGAUAUUCUUUCAUCCUCUUUGACAUGCUUUUGUGGAAGUCGUAUAGUUUCGCUGAGAAAAUGUUAGAAAUUACGUUAGUGAAAUUGUAGGGAUUUAAUGUGUGCUUCAUUAGUCAUGUAUCAUGCUGAAUUUAUUGGCUAACAAUUUUGUAGUGAGUUUUAGUUGCUAAUGUGCCAAAUUUGAAGUUUGGUGAAGCAAAGAGUUUAGGCUAGUUUUGAACAGUCCUUGAGCAUUGUCCUUAGAUAUACACUUUUUAAGAAGUUAUUUUACACUCCAAGUUCAGCUUAUUUUCAAAUUUGAUUCCAGCUUCUUGUUUGCA
This is a messenger RNA of Vigna unguiculata (cowpea), 1133 nucleotides long. RefSeq lists its product as uncharacterized. The record is from RefSeq and is a predicted model, not a curated record. Lineage: Eukaryota; Viridiplantae; Streptophyta; Magnoliopsida; Fabales; Fabaceae.